UUAUAAAACACCCCAGGCAGUGGGGACUGGGGACUGCGCUCUCUGCAGGCGGCCCUGGGGGAGCAGCUGAGCGUGGACAUGGGACCCCGCGGCGCGGGGCUCCUGGCGGUGCUGCUCGCGCUGGGGCUGAGCGCCCCGGCCGGGGCCCAGAAGCCUGACCCCUGCCAGUGCUCCCGCAUCAGCCCUGCCAACCGGGAGAACUGCGGCUUCCCCGGCAUCUCCAGCGACCAGUGCUUCACCAGGGGCUGCUGUUACAACUCCGACGUCCCCGGGGUCCCCUGGUGCUUCGAGCCCCUCCCAAAGCAAGAGUUGGAGGAGUGCGUCAUGGAGGUCUCCGCCCGCAAGGACUGCGGCUUCCCGGGCAUCAGCCCCGAGAACUGCACGGUUCGGGAGUGCUGCUUCUCCGACGCCAUCCGGGACGUGCCCUGGUGCUUCUUCCCGCUCUCCGUGGAAGGGCCAGGAGAGACCCGGUAUUUCCAAAAGACGGGCAGAGAGCACUGACCUUGAAGGACGCCACUCCACAGUUAGGAAAUCAGGAUGUUCCGAAGAGCACAGCUGUGGCUCAGAAAUAUCCAAGUGAUUCUUUGUGUGUGACCUAAGGGUCUACCUGGAAAGUUACCAGUUAACUGGGGAGAAUGGCACCCGGCCCCAGGGGACCGUGUCCCCUGGCAGCUCCUUCUCCGGUGGGGUCGGCGGGAGUAAGGGCCGUGGUCGCGCGGACCCGCAGACUCUUAGCGCAGGCUCCCCGCUCCCUGUGGUCCUCACCCACCGU
Molecule: messenger RNA, 772 nt
Organism: Vicugna pacos (alpaca)
Lineage: Eukaryota; Metazoa; Chordata; Mammalia; Artiodactyla; Camelidae
Source: RefSeq, a predicted model, not a curated record